AUGUCCGGCGGCCGCAGGAGGGGCAGCGCCCCCUGGCACAGCUUCUCUCGGUUCUUCGCGGCGCGGAACCCUUCACGGGACAAGGAAGAGGAAGAGGAGGAGAAGCCGGGGACCGGCCAGCCGGCCGGCGCGAGCCGCGGUGCCGUCAGUGUUGAAAAUGAGCCCAUGAGCACAAGUAAGAAAAAGGAAAAUGCACUUUCAUCAGAAGCCAUAAAGAUUCCCCAAGGUGAGGACACAAGGAACCAUGCUGAGCAGCCAGCCAUUCUCCCAAUGGUGGAAGAUCCCCCAAAGCCAAAUGACUUUCCUAAUUCCACAUCAGAUGCCAAAACAGCAGACAAUGACCGACAGGGAAAAGAAAGCUUUUUUCAGUUUCUUGGGAACUUAUUCAAUAUCUCAGGAAAGUCAUCUCUUGGGGAAGUUAAACAGUCUUCCUUCAAAGAUGACCAGGAUAAACCUGAGAAAGACCCACAGACUCCCAGCGGCCCCCCUGAGGAAGGGAGCCAGAUGGAGAAGGAGAUGGCCAGCUGCACUGUGAGAACUCAGGCCCUUCCUGUGGACCAACAAGAGUCCAACUCCUCAGAACUCUCUGAUGCCUUUUCUUUGGAUACAACACAAGACAGUGAACAGGAAACCACUGAUAUGCCCAAAAAAAACACUGUUGGUAAACCAGAGACGCCUUCAGUAACAUAUGCAACCUAUCGAGGACCCGCACAAAUCAGGAAGUACUUGAAGCAACAGACUGUGUUGGGAACUGUGAAUCAAUCAGACAGAGGAGACGGAAGCACUGACUCAAGGACACAGGCCCACGCUGGCCCUGGAAGCACAGCACACACUGUGAUGGUCCCACUGUUGCCCGCCAGCAAAGAUGUAGCCACACAAGGACAUUCGCUUGGAGGUCCAUUAGGAGUCUCUAGCCAAAUAAAUAACAUCGAGAGCCAUCUGGAAAACGACCCAGAAUUGCAGAAUAUCUCUUUAUCUGAGGGUUUUUUAAAUGAAAAUAGCCAGGGAGGCUCUGGGAACAGUUGGGCUUCCCCUUCUUCUGUGUCUAAGCCCAGCUCAGUUGUUGGGGAAUCUGACUCACAGACUGAGAGCAGUUUGGUUUGUUCAUCGUUGUUUAUAGGAAGUAGAAGUAGCCAAGUCCCUUGUCCAGAAUUUCAGAGGAAAACUGCAACAGAAAACACACUGGGAGGAAACAGCUCCACCGUGAGUGAUGGGAUGUCAGUGCCGAGCGAGGAGCAUGUUGAGCCUCAGAAGCCUGCUGUUUCUGAUUCCUCUUGUUGUAAAUCAUCCGAUGGGAGUGCCGCUACCAAAGUGGAAAGUACAAAUUUGUCAAGUCCAAAUGAAUCAAUUAUGCAUGAAGAUGUACGGUUGCCAGAGAGUAAGUGUUGGGACAGGCCAGCUGCAGACAACCCAUCCAGGUGGAAUGUCAAUCACACCAGCAUUAAUGCUCUCCAGGGACAUGCUGUGACAGACGCAGAACUUGUAAAUGAAGGGAAGAGGUUACCUGCCCGAGACUCAGAGAGAAAUGUGGUUUCAGAAAACAUGCAAGGAACAGGAGGUGCCCCAGGGGGUGAGCCCGUGACUUUAAGUCCUGUAAGAGCCCCAGAAGACAGAAUUGAGUCCUUACCCAAAGAUACUGAGCCACUGUGUGAAACGGAAACUAGAGUGCUUGGUCUGGAGCCACAUGUCAAAACUCCUCCUGACGUGGGAAAAAAUCACAAGGACCCUGGUUCUUUGACAUGUGUCAGUGACUCAGCGGUCGUAGCACGCACAGAAAGGGAAAUAACACCCAAGCUGAAUUUUGAACUUAACAGAAAUCUCAUUUCUGAAUCUUCUUUUCCCUUAGAGAAUCCUCAACAAGCCAAAGUCUUCCCUGGUGCUGAGACACCUCUUAACCUGGACUGUAAAACUUCUGAUGGCAGCGCCUCACCUCCAACCUCUGUUUCUGGAGUGGACAGGCAUGACAAGUUGGGUUUCUCCGGUUUGAAGAGUGAGAGACCUCCAUUCAGUAAAACUGGACAGGGCAGCAUUUCCUCUCAUCCUAAUGAGUGUCGAGAAGAAGGUGUGGGGACUCAUCCUGAGGCUGUAGAAAGGGAGACUCCUCCUGCCCUACACCUUGGACAUGCAUCUCUUAUCCUCAAACCCAAGGAAAUUCUUCCUGAUGGUGAAAGAUGCCCGUUUCCACUGGGUCCUGAAACCAUUGGCACUCUUGUAGCCGAGGUAGAUCUGCUGAACUUUGAGCAUGGACAUAUCUCUGAGGAGCACACUUCUGUUUUGGCGCAUCGUCCUAAGAAGGCAGAGUUAAUGUCCUCAAAUGCUAAAGCAAGGAAGAGCACUGUAGAGAAGUCUGAGUCUCUUCCCUUGGAAAGCCAAACUGCUGAGAGGCUACUGAAAGCAGAGGACGGUGGUCAGAGUAGCCUCCCUGGUGAGUUGUGUUCUGGAAGAGGAAUCGCCUCGUCCAAGCUGUCUGUUUCUCAGGCAGAACCCAGAGACAUUUCUCAGGAUGGCAUUUCUUUUUCUCAAGUAAUAGCUGCAGACACGCCACGGGAGACUGUUUUGCCAGAGUUAAAUUCUCUAGCAAUUGAAAAGAACAAAGGUAUUCAAUCCGUGGAUCAUGGAGAGAUUAAAGAGAUACGUUUAGGUGGUGGCUUUAAGGAGAAUCACCAGGCGAGGCUUUCUCCUGCCUCUAAACACCACAGUGUACAAGAAACAGAGAUAGACACCCCAGCUAACACUGCUUCUAUUCUCAGAAGUAAUCUGUCUGGGAUUAUACCUCCUGGUCCAGAGGAGAAAUCCACAAGGCACAUGGCACAGAACUGUAAAGCUAGCACUUGCUCAAUCAGCUCAUCUCUAGCUAUUAGUGUGAUGAAAAAGAGUUCUAGUGUCUCUGAAAUGGAAGAACUAGGUUUAGAUGAUAUUUCUCCAAAAUUCCAAGAAACUGACAAUACACAAGUAUAUUCAUCUUUUCUGGGUUCUGAUGCCCAUUUGGAGAAAAAUGUGUUUGCACCGGAGGACUGCAGUUCACUGGCUGUGCCUUCUCUACUGGGAUCAGAAGGGGAAGAAGCCUGUAGAGAAAACUUGUAUUUCCUGAGUGCUGGCACGAGUGCUGCAUCUUCCUCCUGUUGUCGCUCUAAGGGAGAUGGCACAGCUACAAAUUCACCUGACCUCCCAAGUCAUUUUGAGGCUUUAAGUGUUACUGUAAAUAUCACAUGUGAAGGUGCUUCUGUUACUGACACACUGGGCCAUAAUAGCUCUUAUUUGGAAUUAAAGACACCUAACCCAAAAGGGGCAGAAGUGACCCCAAUUCAGGGAUGUUUGGGGCCUCAUACCAGGAAGGCAUGUCUCGAUUCCCCAACCACUGCCUACUUUGACGGUCCCAUGAAGGCAGAGACAGGAACAGUUGCUGAGGCACCAGUGUCAGUUAACCGCUCAUGCCAGCAGUGUUCUGAGGCAUCUGCUGAGCAGACAGAAGCCAGGAAAGGAGCACGUGACCCACUUUUACUCAGAAGUGGUUUACUCACAAAAGCUGAUACACUGACUGAGGAGAUUUUAAGUUCUGUCAGGGAAGAACUGAAAUCCAAACGCACCGUUGGUACCUGCCAGGAGCAUCUCGCCAAAGAUGAUGUAAUGAAUCCAGGUACUGUGAAAGAAGCCAUCCCAUCAGAAGUGACAUUAACAGGGAUCCAAUUGAAAGAGAGUUCGGACGAGAAAGGCAUGGACAAUAUGUCAGAAGUCAAAGAGGAAGAAAAGGCCAGUGUUUCGCCCACAGUUAGUGAGACAAGUCUCCUUUUUGAUUUUGAUAGAGUGAAUUUAUCUUGUAUCUUAGAAGAACAGAGCAGUGAAUUAGUCAAUGAGGUUAUUUAUGCAGCCCGAGAAAAUUUGAUAAAUGAUGCUUUUGAUGAGAUUGAAAAUACCUGGGCUUCUGAACCUCAGGCUAACACUUCAAAAGUUUAUAAAUGUGGUGAUGUUAAACCACCUAUAGUUAGGGAGUUCUUGGUAUCGGAGCAGGCAGGGAAUCAAAGCACAUGUGAAAUUAGUGAAUAUAAAGUAUUAAGUAAAUCCUCCUCCAUAAGCGACUUAGUUAGUGGCACUGAGUCAAUGAAAGGAAGAGAAAUUAUUCCCUAUCAGCAGUUCCCAGGUUUUGGAAGUGAAGCUGGACAGUCUGACACUGUAAAUUUGCAAAAAUCAGAGACUGUUUUACAAGCUGAAGACAUGUCCCACACAAAGUUAGAUGACAGAGUGAAGCCACAUUUAUUUGUCAGUGAGGACUGUAAAAAGGCAGCAGAGUGUGUGGAUAAUCACAAAAUGGCAACAGAGGACACUAGAAUUCUUGUAUUAAAUUUCAACCUGCCUCCUUUUGCAAGUGAUGAUACUCAUGUGCCUAGCACCUCCAAAAGCAGUUUGUCUGAUAGCCUUGUAUGCAAAUCUGAAAAAAGUUUGCCAGGAUAUAGUAAAAGCACACCUCUUGCAAUGUUAGAUUUGGGGAAAGCACACCGAAAAGAUAAUGAAGUAAAUGCAGGGAAAAUCACAAUUAUACCUUCAUUGUUAGAAAUGGGAAAAACAGGUAAGAGGGAUGCUGAGAUGAACAUUAGGAAACAUGAAGCAGCACCUCUAAUGUCAUAUAAAGAGAAAACAUGUAAAAAGGGUGAUGAAUUAAACAUUACGAAAGCUGAGCCAGAGGCUGACAUUUUUACAAGGGGAGGUGUAUACCAAAUGGAUGCUCAGAUACAUGUUGAAAAACCUGAGGAAUUACCUGUCACUUUGGGAAUGGAAAAAGCUUAUAAGAUGGAUAGCAAAGGGGAUGUUAGCAAACCUGAGGUGAUGCCUGUUAUGUCAGAAAUGAAAACUACCCAUCAAAAAGACGCUGAGGGUGAUGUUGUAAAGACUGAGGUGACACCUGUUUCGAUUGAGAUGGAAAAUAUUUACCAAAAGCAUGCGGAAGGGGAUGUUGGGAAGACUGGGGUCGCAUCUGUUCUGUCAGAAGUAGAAAAUACCUACGAAAAAGAUUGUGAGGGCAUUACUUCAAAGGCUGAAGUGACAGCUGUUAUAUUAGGAAUGGAAGACACUUACCAAAAGGAUGAGCAAAGUGAUGCUGCAAAGACUGAUGGGAGAGGUGUGGUACCUGUUGAAUUAGAAAUGGAAGAGAUUUACUCAGAGGACUCUGGAGGAGAAAUUGACACAGCAAAAGGGGUGCCUGUUAGGUUAGAAGUGCUGAAUACGUAUCAGAAAGAUAAUGACUGGCUUACUGGAAAGAUGGAGAGACCUGUGCCUCCCCAAGGGGAUGCUGAAGAUGUCCUUAGAAAAGCUGAGAGGGUCCCAUUUGUGUUAGACGUGAAAGAAACACACCAAAACACAGUACAUUCUUCCUUGGACAUUUUGGAAAAAAGAGUCCAAAGAAGUAUCAGAGAGUCAAGUGAAAAUGAGUUGGUGCCUUCUAAGAUAGAGAUGGAAGUAACAGCUUCAGAAGAUUCUGGUGGCAGCAUCGAGAACCCCAAAUUAUCACUUCCAGAGGUAGCCAUUGAGAGAACAAAUGGAACAAGACCAGAGGUGAUCAUUACAAAAGUGGAGGUUAUGCAUCCUGUCUUUGAAAGUGAGUACAUGGAGAAGAGUGCUGGAGAAGCAGAAGAGCAGCCCACUGAAGUAAAGGAAGGACUGAUAACUCACGAUGACAGACUUGCUUCACAUUUCAGGGGCUAUGAAUCACCUACGUUAAGUAAGGAUUAUGAGGGCUACCCAGCCUUAACGAUGCCAGAUUUUCAAGAGGAGGACGCAGUGGUAAGGCUCAACAAAAUAGUGUCUGUUACUGCAGUAUAUGACAAGAGGGAAGAUCUGGACUAUCGAGAUGAGAAGGAAGAGCCGAAUGUAGCCUUUGUUUCUCAGGAUGAACAAGAGAAUGCUUCCUUUACUAUAUUGUACGAUGAGCCCCUUUUAGAGGAGGACAAGUACACUCCCACAGAACUACAGGGAACACGCUCUGGCUUGUUUUCUGACACCUCCUCCAACAGCCUGCCUGGCCUGGCAUGUGAAAGGUCUGAGAGCAGAACUGAUCUGGUCCAUCGUUUUGAAAAGGAAGGCAAACAGGGUGAGGCAUUUGAUGGAGACAAUUCAGACAUGCUCUUAUCAGUGGAAGCCAAAAGGUACAAAAUUUAUCCCUUAGCCCUGAGCCCCAUUUACGAGGACGACAGCUCACAGGAGGAUGGUUUAUCCAGCGAGGUCUCCCCUGGUCACCACGGCUCCACAAAAUCCAGGGAGAGCGCAAACCAGCCCUCGUCAGUCUUAUCCCUCCUCCAGUCAGUGUCAGAGCGCUUGCAGAGAAACUUUGAUGGAGACGACAGAGAGGUGGCUGAGGAGGAAGAGGAGGAAGCAGCAGCAGCAACUUCGGGUAAAGGCUUCAGAGCUGAAAGGAAGGAACGUGUCACCUUCUACUUGCCAGAUCCUUCCAUCACCUUUUACCCCGAAGAUGAACGGGAGAGUGCUGGAUUUUCCAGGUCCUACAUGGAGUCCAGUGAACCAAGGACCUCCAAUCUGCAGCUGGGCCCUUGGUCAGAAAAGGCGUCGUUUCUGCAAAAAUCGGAUCUGACUUCUAAGUUGCAUUCUUCCUUAAAGAGUGCCUAUAAUCAGUACUUGCAGACUUCCCGAACUCAUUCCUCAGAAACGGGAACCAGAUUUGGUAGUGCCUUUCAGGAACCAGUGUCCAAAUAUUUUCGAGUUCAAGACCACCCAGGCAGAUUGAGUGCGUACAUUGAGAAUAUUGACAAACAAAAUCUGAGGUGUAAUCCAAGGCCUGGGAAGAUGAUUAUCUAUGAUCUCCAUGGAAGUAAAUAUAAACAAGAGGUCUACUGUAACAUUCCUGAUGCUACAACAUGGUCUUUCCCGAAUGGGGCACUGAUAAAAGUUGUAAGGGGCUGCUGGAUUUUAUAUGAGAAGCCCUAUUUCCAAGGUCAGAAAUGUGUGUUGGAAGAAGGGGAAAAAGUGUUAAAUCGGGACUGGCUUCUUCAGAACAGGAGGCACCCAGAAAGAAACUUUGUACUGGGCUCUAUCAAGCGUGUCUUAAAGGAUUGCAGCAUUCCAGAGAUAGAGCUGUGCACACCGCCUGACCCUGGGUGCUACCCGAUCUACAUACACCGGUCUGUCCCCAAUCUGGAAGAACUCAACGUCCCCAAGUCUACAUCCUUCACUGUGCGAUCAGGAGUUUGGCUGGCCUACCCAGACAUUAAUUUUAAGGGGCAAGCUACAAUUUUGGAGGAAGACCAGGGCCUCUUUGAGAUUUCUGUAACAGAAAUGAAAUCACUGCAUCCUCUUCAGAUGGGUGGACUGAAAGUAGAAAUGCCUAUGAACUUAAAGGUUAUCAUUUAUGAAAAACCUUACUUCUGUGGACAUACCAAAGAGUUCAGUGAACAUAUAGAUUCUGUCCCUAAGUUUUUAAAAAGUGAUAAGGACUUCCGUGGCAUUGGAUCAAUUCGUGUCAUCGGUGGAGUGUGGGUUGCCUAUGACAAGGAACAUUUCAAAGGCCAGCAAUUCCUACUUGAAGAAGGAGACUUUGAAGAUAGCAGUACUUGUGGGGCAUUGAGUGUCCCCAUCAUGUCUUUCCGGUACCUACAAGCUAAUUUCAUAGAAUCUUCCAUCACACUGUUUGAAUCUGACCUAGAAAGUGGGAAAUUUAUUGACAUUACAAAUCAGGAAAUUUCUGACUUGGAAGAAAUCGGCUUUGGCAGUGAAACCAGAUCCAUUCACGUGAAGAGUGGCGCAUGGGUGGCCUACAACCAGAAGUUCUUCUGUGGAGAUCAGUACAUUUUAGAGAAAGGAAAAUACAAAUGCUUUUUUGAUUGGGGAGGAUCAAGUAAUACAGUCUUGUCAAUCCGACCAAUCCAGCUGGAGCCACUUGGGAUAAAUGAGCCUCCACAUUUGCUUAAAGCGUUCAGUAAAGCAGGCUUCCAAGGCGAGUGUAUAGAUUUCAUAAAAGAAUGUGCCGAUCUGACCUCGUUUGUGCCUUCAUCCUUUAAGGUUCUCCGUGGCUGCUGGCUCCUGUAUUACCAAGAAGAUGGUUUCUACCAUCAGUGUGUAUUGGAAGAAGGCCUCUACAUUGACCUUAUUUCCUGUGGCUGCCCAUCAGCUAGAGUCCGAGCGCUGAAGCCCAUUGACUACGUUUUUGAAGAACCUUCCAUCAGCCUUUUUGCCCUGGAACAUUGUGAGGGAAGAGAGUUACAUCUUGAAGACGCUGUGAAUUCUGUUUUGAACAAGGACUUACACUUCUAUACCCAGUCCGUGUGGAUUAAGAGUGGAUUGUGGAUAGCUUAUGAAGGAUCCAAUUUCUUAGGAAGGCAGAUCCUCCUUGUGCCUGAUGAGAUCCCAAACUGGACAGUGUUUAGUGGGUGGAAAACAAUUGGUUCUAUCCGCCCCAUGAAGCAGCCUGCAGUGUACAUCAGAAUAAGGAACCGGGCCAAGGAUGAGUAUUUGACAGUCAUUGGGAACCUAGCUGAUGCUCGGACAAUGUCUGUAUGCAUCUCUCCCUACAGUGGGAAGGACACUCAGAUCUGGCAUUACUGCCGAGGACUCUUUAAAUCCAAGGCCAGUGCUACAUGUCUUGAUGUGAUUGGUGGUCGGGACACACCUGGAGCCAAGGUAGCAUUGUGGACUGAACAUGGGCAAUUCAGGCAGAAGUGGAGACUGAACAGAGAUGGAACCAUCAGCUCUUACCUCAGUGAUGAGCUUGUCCUGGAUGUUAAAGGAGGAAACUAUUAUGACAAGACUCAUGUCAUUAUAAAUCGUCCCUUGGAGAGAGAAGAAACACAGAAAUGGGACAUUGAAAUCUUGUGAGAGGAUCACACAAAGGCACCUCCACCUACUCAUGCCCUGUGUGCAUGGGAAGGAAGCUGCUGUGUCCACAUUACUGUACUGCUCACAGAAAGAACUUUCUCCCAAGCGCUGAAACUGCUGCUCCAUGGAAAAGCUAAAAUAUUCUCACUGGUUA
Molecule: messenger RNA, 8971 nt
Organism: Psammomys obesus (fat sand rat)
Lineage: Eukaryota; Metazoa; Chordata; Mammalia; Rodentia; Muridae
Gene: Crybg3
Product: crystallin beta-gamma domain containing 3
Exons: 22
Coding region: 1-8817 (2938 amino acids)
Biological process (GO): lens development in camera-type eye; visual perception
Molecular function (GO): structural constituent of eye lens
Source: RefSeq, a predicted model, not a curated record